ACACACACUCUCACAGCCUCUCACACGCACAUACACCCUCUCACACACACACUGUCACACACACAGGCAGAAUGCAGCAGAUCUACAGGCAGAGUGAUGAACAGUUUGAAGUCUUCACAACGGUCAUGUCUGCACAAAUGUGUAAAACAAGAAUGAGGCAGGAAGAUGAGGAGAAGGUUGUGGUGUUGCAGCAGUAUCAAGCUUGUUGGCCAGAUGAGAUGGACUUGUUGCCGGGGGAAUCAGUUCAGGUGUUGCUAAGAGACGACACCUGGUGUUUCGGCCGCCUGCCCAAUGGCAUUGUGGGAUACUUCCCAACCUCCUGCGUCACCCUGCCUUCUCAGGAGGAAGAGAGAGAGAUGUCCAGUCCAAGUGUGCACAGGAGGAAGUCAGUGCAGGAUACUACAGUGACCCCAUGUGGCUUCAAAGGGGGGCGUUCCCUGCGGUUGCCACGGCGAGCGCUGUCACUCUCAGCUGCAUCAGGAUGCUCCGCCUCCCCAGGCCUGUUCCAGAGAAUGCUGAAUGCUGCCCGUCGCCAUAGUUACGGCCCCGCCCAUCUCCUCGGCUCCCAAAACUCCGCCUUCACGUCCGAAUAACUGAGUGUGGGAGAAUCUGUGUGUGUGUGUGUGUGUGUAUGUGUGUGUGUAUGUGCGUGUGUGUGUCUGUGUGCGUGUG
This is a messenger RNA of Alosa sapidissima (American shad), 672 nucleotides long. RefSeq lists its product as uncharacterized. Bases 72 to 593 code for a protein of 173 amino acids. The record is from RefSeq and is a predicted model, not a curated record. Gene Ontology annotation, molecular function: protein binding. Lineage: Eukaryota; Metazoa; Chordata; Actinopteri; Clupeiformes; Clupeidae. The transcript has 5 exons.